AACACCACCUUGAAAACGUAGUAUUUACAAAAGUCCCCCUAAGCGGCAAGCAUUCUGUUUAACAGUGAAGAUGAAUGUGUAUUCAUGGUUUCGGCUUAGCAAAAAGGGAUCUUUAUCGCAAUCAGCAACGACAACGGCAACAAGCAAUCAAAACGAUGAAGAACAGUUGUAUGGAAUCACUGAGGAGUUGAUUGAUCUCAUCAAGUCGUUCACUCUUGAAACAUUCAAGAACUUCAAUCUCCAAGAUGAACAAGGAGCCGAUGAUGGAGCUGAAUCAACUUCUGGGAAUAUACAAAAGGAUUUGUCUGAUUGGCAAGAGAAACAUGCCGUCCUUGUCCUAUCAAGGGCCAAGGAACUAUCACAACUUAGGUUUAGAUUAUGUCCUCGCUACUUGAAAGAAGGACAAUUUUGGAGAAUUUAUUUUAUCCUUGUGAAGAACUAUGUUGCAAAAUAUGAGUUGCAUGCCAUACGAAUGGAGAAACUUAAACAGAUUGCAGCAGAGAAUAAGAAAAAAGACUCAAAUACAAAUGGAUAUGAAGUUGAAAUGUUGGAAUCAAGAAAGCCAACACAUCCGGAACCUACAACUUCCCUUGAAUAGAAGGUGAAUCAUUCCACAAGUCAAAAUGGAAACAAGUUCAAGGUUAUAUCCUCUUGAAAGCAUCGUGGUAUCUCCCUAUGGAUAGCUUUAUAAAUCAUGAAAACAAGUAGUUACUAAACUAUACAAGAAGAUGGGGACAAAAUGGUCAUUUUUAUGGAUUUUAACAGAGCCCAGGGACUAAAAUUGCAAUCGAAGAUGGUCUUAGGGAUGGAAAAAGCAAAAAAAAAAAAAAAAGGAAACUAUUGGAUUGUAUUGUAUCCAUCAAAAGUGAUAAAGCACCAACCACAUGGACAGUUUUUUGUAGUUUAGUAAAUUUAUUCUUCCUUUAUCCCAAACCAUUAACAUUACCAUACUAUGUAUCAACUCUCAAGUUAAGGUUACACUUUUUUCUGUUAAAAUAAAGGGAACAUCAUUUAUUAGAUUUAAUAUUGAUGUUAUAUAUUACUAGAGU
Messenger RNA from Lactuca virosa, 1049 nucleotides. The record is from the annotation of a GenBank genome assembly. NCBI's taxonomy places the organism in Eukaryota, Viridiplantae, Streptophyta, Magnoliopsida, Asterales, Asteraceae.